Messenger RNA from Bacillus rossius redtenbacheri, 1086 nucleotides. RefSeq names its product homeobox protein Hox-D4-like. Gene Ontology annotation, molecular function: DNA-binding transcription factor activity, RNA polymerase II-specific; RNA polymerase II cis-regulatory region sequence-specific DNA binding. Gene Ontology annotation, cellular component: nucleus. The transcript is spliced from 5 exons. The annotation marks the transcript as partial. The record is from RefSeq and is a predicted model, not a curated record. Gene Ontology annotation, biological process: anterior/posterior pattern specification; negative regulation of transcription by RNA polymerase II. NCBI's taxonomy places the organism in Eukaryota, Metazoa, Arthropoda, Insecta, Phasmatodea, Bacillidae.
UCUCCGUCAUCUCCGCAAUCUCCAUCAUCUCCGUCUAGUAGUAGUAAUAGUACUAUCAGUACUUCUCGUAGUAAUACUAGUAGUAGAAGUUGGGGGGACGCGGCAAAGGGGGCUUGUGUCCCCACUCCACCGGGCGGUUCCACGUACACCUCCCUCCCCCUCCGACACCCGGUUCCGCGAUUUUUCGGGGGAAAAGAGAAAGUUGGCCGCGGAGGACGAUUCAUUCCCGCCGUCAACGCGGCCUGUCGCCCGGACAGAGAGGUCUCGGACAGCCGGGCGCGGGGAUCCACGUCGAAGGACAGACCCGGGGGCGGCUGCCAGGCGUCGCCGGCGGGCGCCUGGGGCGGCCAGGGCUUCGAGCCGGCGUUCUUCGGCUGCGGCGGCGCGCCUCCGGAGCCGCCGGCCGCCUACCAGGGAGGCGGCGGCGGCGGCGGAGCAGGGUCGCCGUGGGCAUCCCCGCCGCCGCCGCUCGCCGAGGCGUCGUGCAUGGCCGGCCGCUACGCGCCCGCGGCCUUCGACUACCGCGCGGCGCAGGCCUUCGACGGCUACCCGGCCUCGCCCGAGGUGGCCAAGCGGCCGGGCGCGCACUACUCGGGCUUCUUCGGCGCGGAGGGGCCCGCGGCCGCCUCCGGGGGCUACCCCCUGCCGCCCCCGGCCUCCCCCGCCGGCGCUCAGGAGUGCCUGGGGCCCGUCGGCGAGGCAGAGACCCGUCAGCAGCCGGCCAUCCCCUUCCUGUACCCGUGGAUGAAGACAGGUCUGCAGGAGAAGCACAAGCGCACCCGGCAGUCCUACUCGCGCUACCAGACGCUGGAGCUGGAGAAGGAGUUCCACUACAACCGCUACCUGACGCGCAAGCGCCGCAUCGAGAUCGCUCACACGCUCGACCUCACGGAGCGCCAGAUCAAGAUCUGGUUCCAGAACCGCCGCAUGAAGUGGAAGAAGAAGCACUACCAGGUGGGGCGCGCCGCCGCCGAGGGGCCGGCGGGGGCGGGGGCGGUGGGUGGCGGCGCCCAUGCGCCGGGAGGCGGCGAAGACGCGGCGUCGCUGGCGCUGAGGCGGCACUUCGACGCCGUGGCCGUCAACUGA